UGCCCAAAAUGUAGCCUCGGUAAGCAGUUCACUGUUUAGAGAUACAGACAACAAGUGAGUGGACAAUUAGAUCUCAGCGAAACCGGUGCUUUUUGUAUUCAUCGAUUAAAUCAGAAGAGACUCAAAAGCGAUGAGAGGAAAAUCAGAGCUGAGACUCUGGAGGAGUUAAAACUUUCGGAGUUUGGGAACUCAGCGACUUCUUUGUGUUGAAGCUCGUGAAUCAUUACAUGGAUGGUGAAGUGGACUCUCUUAUUUCCCGCUGACGUUCAGAGAAGUGAGUCAGAGGCGCGGGGAAGGUGAGCGUUGAGGGAGGUUGUGAUGAGCUGUCAGGUGGGUGACUCACAGGAAUGACAUUAUCCAGUAAAUAUCAGCGGAAGGUUAACGCGGUUGAUGGCUUGAUUGAAAGAUUUGCAAAGCAUAUGAUGAUGAAGUUGCAGUCAUGCCAGGAGCAUCUGUUCACGUCGAGAUGAGACUCUGUUUGAACUUGUAGAGACGCUGGAAUACGACGGCUGGCGGCUUAUGUAGGGCUCACGUUAAACACACACACACACACACACACACACACAAUGAUGCAACAUCCAGGAUGUGAGAUUUCCUACCAGAAAAGCAUGCAUGAUCAUACAAAGCUGUUUCCUUUGGAAGCCUGUUUCUGCCACAGGAUAAAAAAUAAAAAGGAUGUUCGCAGGCUGUUAUGCUGAUGUAUUCAGUACGGACACGCUAAUGGAGUCUUUGGAGCGACGGCUACAGAGGCCUCUCUUGGCCAAAUCCAGGACAUUACCCAGCAUCCCUCAGUCCCCAGCCUCCGUCCGUGUGCAGCAGUCGGAGAACAUUUGUGAACGUCAGCGGCGUCCGCGUGUUCCCUCCAGCCCUGGUGGUCUUGAGGCGUGUACCCUGCCUCCUGCAGGCGAGAUGUGGCGGCUGGAGGAUGAAAAUGAGGUUGUUGACCCGCGGCUGCGCUCUCAGUCGCCCUUCUCACAUUUCCGGCGGCGGGCAGCGUAUCUGAGGAAAAGCAUCUCGGCCGAUGAUCACCUGGGAGAGGCGGAGUUUGAAGCCGCACAGCCGGAGGGGCGGAGCUUCGCCGAUCCCAAAGUCAAACUGAAGAGGAAGUUUAGUCUGGGCUCCAUCGACAGGAAGGGAACGCGGCAGAGAAGGACUGAGUCUGGGAUCGUGAAGUUCACCCAGAGACUUUCUUUGAAGGACAAACACUGCAAGGAGGACAGGAGUCAGUCGUCCAGACCUCCGGCCUACAGGAGGCGCUCUCUCAGCGUAGACUGGGCCGAAUCCAAAAUGACUCAACAGAUUCCCGACCCCCAUCCUCUGAUUCCACGCAAAUACUCCAGCACGUCAUGUUCGUCUCCGCCGAGCGCCGCGCGACGUCUCUACAGAAACCUGUCUGGAAAGUUCCGCACGGCCAACUUGGCUCUGGAGGAUGCAGUGCUCCCGAUCCAGUCGGACAAGGACCAUUCGCACAAAACCACCGUGUUCCAGGGAAACGAGGCUCUGUUUGAAGCUGUGGAGCAUCAGGAGCUGGACGUGGUGGAGUCUCUGUUGAACACCUUCAGUCUGGAGGAGCUGGACUUAAACACACCCAACAGUGAAGGACUGCUGCCGCUCGACAUCGCCAUCAUGACCAACAACGUCCCCAUGGCCAAACUUCUGCUGAGAGCCGGGGCCAAAGAGAGUCCCCACUUUUUAAGUCUUGAAGGCAGAUCCGCUCACCUGGCCUCGCUGGUGCAAGAGGCGGAGCAUCGCAAAGCAGAGCUGGUUGCCCAGGUGACGGGGGAGGAGCCUGGGGAGGGGGUGGAGUCAGACAGAGAGAGGCAGCUGAAAACCUGGGAAUGGAAGCUCCGCCUCUACAAACGCAUGCAGACGGGAUACAUACACGCCAGUCCUCCUGAGCCUCCCAGCGUCGUCAAUCUAUCUGUCAGCAGUAGCACCAGUCUCAGAGUUUACUUCCAAGAGCCUCUCUGUCACAACUCUGCUGUGAUUACCAAAUACCGCGUGAGCUGGAGCAGCGCUCCUUCAUUUACUCCAUUACUGGGUGAGACGGUCAUUGAAGACGUGACUCAGCUCCAGUAUGACAUCACUGGACUUCCAGCGGGCACAUGCUGUUAUGUCCAGGUCUCAGCAUAUAAUAUGAAGGGAUGGAGUUCACCUCAGAUAUCUGAACCUGCUUGUGCUACAGUCUCCAGUUGGAGGGAGGUGGAUGGUCUUCUGCCGCGCCAGCAGGGUCUGAAAGAGGCGUUAGAGCAGCUCCUGGGGCAAAUUAAAGGGGCGCACCGUCACUGUGCCUGCCACGAACAAUGCAAAGCCCCGUCGAACACCAGGAAACACUCAGUCUCUAAAAGUCUGAGGCAUCUCUUCCAGCCCACCAGCAAAUUUGUCAAAAAUCUGAAAAGAGGUCUUUAUCUGGCCUGUAUAUUUUAUAAAGAUGAAAACCUUCUGGUGACUCCAGAGGAUCAGCUGCCUGUCGUCGAGGUGGACGACUCGUACAGCUGUCACGCUCAGGAUUUACUCUGGUUCACAAAGGUGUCACAUCUGUGGGAGGAGCUCACCUGGAUGCAGCAGUGCAUCAGUCCUGCACACGCCUCCAGUUCCUGCACGCUUCAGAUGCGCCUCAAACUGCUGCAGGCGGCUGCGCAGCUGCAGGCGCUCCUGGGCACAGUGGAUCUGGGACAGGUGUAUUUUGAGCCCAUCAAGGACAAGCACGGUAACGCUGUGUUAGUGCUGAUGAAGGACAUGAGCGCAUGCGUGCCGCUGGAAGGCGUUCGCUGGAUUCCCGUCAGUAAAUUCCAGCUGCAGCGCAGGUCUUCCUCUUCUUCAUCAGAUGAGCCCAGCGCACUGGAGACGCUUCUCACCUCACUGCAUGAGAAGCUGGCGUAUCACCGGCGCAGCAGGAAGUGUCUGUCUCCAGGCCUGUAUCUGGGAUACCUGAAGCUCUACACCUCGGUGGACCAGAUCAGGAUGCUGGUGUCACACAAACACCCAAACGUGCUGUGCCACGUCAAAAUACGAGACAACGGCCACGUCUCCAGGGAAGAAUGGCAGUGGCUUCAGUCGCUGAGUUCGCUGGAGGACAGCGCAAAGGUUUGUGACGAUGUCCAGAGCGCUCCACAUCGCCUCCUACUGGAUCUGCGGAGCGCCGCUAAAGAUUUACUCGGCUACAUCAACGUUCCCAACCUCCAGGCGCAGGAUUUCCGUGUGUAUGUGAAGGAGGUGGUUGAGUUGGGAGGGGGCGUGUCCUUCCUGUUGCUCCUCCCACCGUGUGAGGAGGUGUGUUCACCGCCCGGACAGAACCAUCUCUACUCGCCGCGCUCGGGAUUCUUCACCCUGCCGCUGCAGAUCUUUGAGUUAGUUCAUUUCGAGGCCUACUGCCCCAGUUUCAUCGGCCUGUACUGCCGUGUGUCGGCUCUGCUGGCUCUGGAGUCCCUGAUGUCCCAGCAGACUCUGCGUGAGGCGUUCUCUGAGUCCGAGCUCUUCGCUGCCAAGCAGAAACAUCAGCAGGUUGAGGAAUAUUUGCAGCAUCUGGAGGAGCUGUGGCGUGAUGCGCGGUGGAUGGUGGUGCUCCAGUCGGCUCGGUAUAAACAUCAGAGCUCUGGAGUGAGCCUGGCCUGCAUUAUAGACUUCUCCAAAGAGAGUAUUCCAGAGAAACAAGCUUCCACUUCCUCUCAGCUGGACUACCUGCCCUCACCGACCCCGUCACCAGAGAGCACACGCAAACACAACGAUUGCCAGGGUCUGUCGGAUGAGGAUAACUCAUCGGAGGUGUUCCUCACCACUGACAGCGAGUACAGCUCCAGUGUGGCCCAGAGCACCAGAGAGCUGGACCUGCUCCCACCGUCUCCCACCAGCUUCAGGUCCGUGGCGUCCACACAGCCUUCCUCCUCCUCGCAGUCCUCGCCUCGCUCCUCUCAGCCGGACGUGCUGCAGACCGGAGGAGGGGUGAGCAGACGCGAGCACAUGAGCGCCUUCGACAGCGACUUCAUCCUGCCGAGCCGUCAGAUCGAGCUGCUGCGGGUCACCGAGAAGAGAACGGCGCUCUGCGUCCGCACCAGCAGUCUGGAGUACCCGCCUCCCCUCUCCACGCCAGCCACGCCCACCAGCUCCUCCAAUCAGAAGCGCUGGACACGCCCCUCCUCCUUCGACCUCUGCUUCUCCGCUCCCGAGCCCCGCCCCGCGCCGGUGCGCACCCUAUCAGAGGACAGCGGCGUCCAGCGACUCUCCGCCGGCUCCCCUCUCCGACUAUGCCACAGCACACUGAGAGUUUACCCACAAUACCGCACAGGCUUACCCAAAGACACCAGUGUCAAACUGCGCGUGACUCCAGAGACGUCGGCUAAAGAGAUGGUUGGUCUGGUGGUCCAGGAGAUCAACGCCGUGUGCCGUCACCUGCAGAACGCAGCGCAGCAGCGCACCUGUGCCCCGGCUCAGUGUGGAUACCCGUCCUGUGCAUCUGAGGUGUGUGUGUAUGACAGCGAGCAGCUCCAACACUUCGGCCUGGUUCUGCUGGUGGAGGGGAGAGAGAAAUGGCUACAGGACGAUUUCUGCCCGCUCAAGCUACAAAACCCAUGGACUCGCGGCAAACUCUGCGUCCGCUUCAAAGAGUAUUCCCCGCUCGCGCUGCAGCACAGCAGAGCCACGACUGUUUGAUCACGCAAACCUGUAAAUACACACACACACACAUACACACACACACACUGGCUGAAGUGCAUAGACUACUGGUGUUCUGCUACUUGUUUGUUUCGUUCUUGAAUCACUUCAUGAUCUCUUAAGGUUCAUGAUUAGCUAAGCGGCUUCGCCAGGACUGGGUUUUAUUCACACUAACCUUAUGACAAAAUCACCUUCAAGUGCUGAUCACUCACUAGAAAGAGUUCAAGUCAACAUGAAAUCAAAACUUAUGAACUUUCUAUUCAUCAAAGAAUCCUGAAAAUAAAACGUUGCAUGGUUUCUACAAAAAACUAAAACAAUGAAGAAGCACAUCUGUUUCCAACAUCGAUAAUCAUCAGAAAUGUUUCUUGAGCAUCAAAAUCCUCAUAUUAUUCUGAUUUCUGAAGAUCAUGUGACACUGAAGACUGGAGGAAUGAUGCUGAAAAUACAGCUGUGCAUCACAGGAAUAAAUUACAGUUUACAAUAUAUUACACUAGAAAGCCAUUAUUUUAAAAGGUAAUAAUAUUUCACAAUAUUAUUACAAAAUGUACUGUGGUUUUAAUCAAAUGAAUGCAUCCUUUGUAUGCAGAAGAGACUUACAAAUUGGAAAGUGUUUUUACACCAAUACAAGUACGUGUGUGUCUGUGUGUGUAUACAAUAUAUAUAUAAUUUUUUUUUAAUUCACAGUUUCAGGAAAACUGCAAACAACAUAUUGAUAAAAACAUAUUAUUAAAAAAGCAUAUUCUUGUAAAAUAUUCUCCAAUAAUCUUACUUUGAAACUUCAAGCAAUCAUUUUUUGCAUUGUACUACUCUAUGAAAUAAAACACUUGUCUAGGAAAUCCAUCAUACUACUGAGGUACAUUUGGCAUUUGAUGUUGAUUUGAACUCUUUAGAUGGAUAACAUCAGCAUCAUCAGCAUCCUAACACUCGAGUGUGUCUUUAUCGGCUCGUUUGAUUCAGUGCCACUGAAGCAGAAGGUGCAAGUUCAGUCUGGACAGAAGCUCUUCCAUACGGAUUCAGAAGUGAAAUGUUUACAGCUCGCCGACGGUGGUUUGAAAUCACCAAACAAACGUGACGUCAUGAUUUUUGAUCAACAUUCUUCCUCAGGAUAACGUUAAACCCUUCCACCGAAUUGUACACACACAGAGCCGGCGGUCGGACUCAUCCAAACUGUGAAUACUCCAUUGGGAUUCUCCCAUGAGCAAAAUACACUGAACAUUUCUGUAAGCCAUGCACUUGAGAAUGAAAGCAGCAGCAGAAACCCCAGAUUUGGUUGUUUGUGACUGAACGAACAAUGCUCUGACAGACUCUUCCUGUUUCUAACGUUCCAGUAGCAUUUGAGGAGCGGUGACGUUGUUGUAGUGCGGUGAGUUUAUUCUGGAUAUUGUGUUUACCGUCUCUGUUUGAUGGACAUGCACGAGUGCGAAGUAAACGUUUUGGUGCAAUAAUAUUUGACACUGUAGCUCGGAAGCAGAUUUCUCUUCCGGAUGAACGUUGAUUUGUGGAAUCAUGUACAAAUACACACUUGAGCUGAUGCACAA
Molecule: messenger RNA, 6188 nt
Organism: Carassius gibelio (silver crucian carp)
Lineage: Eukaryota; Metazoa; Chordata; Actinopteri; Cypriniformes; Cyprinidae
Product: ankyrin repeat and fibronectin type-III domain-containing protein 1
Exons: 25
Coding region: 676-4650 (1324 amino acids)
Biological process (GO): regulation of establishment of bipolar cell polarity; signal transduction; establishment of mitotic spindle orientation
Cellular component (GO): spindle
Molecular function (GO): protein binding
Source: RefSeq, a predicted model, not a curated record